Messenger RNA from Euleptes europaea (tarantolino), 2112 nucleotides. RefSeq names its product keratin, type II cytoskeletal 6A-like. The record is from RefSeq and is a predicted model, not a curated record. The transcript is spliced from 9 exons. Gene Ontology annotation, cellular component: keratin filament. Gene Ontology annotation, biological process: intermediate filament organization; keratinization. The coding region runs from base 124 to 2061 and encodes 645 amino acids. Gene Ontology annotation, molecular function: structural constituent of skin epidermis. Lineage: Eukaryota; Metazoa; Chordata; Lepidosauria; Squamata; Sphaerodactylidae.
AGAUAUAAGGAGAAAUCUCCCACUCCCACAUCACAGGGGGCUCUUGGUCUCCUCUCAAGCUGCUGUUCACAUCCUGCUUUCUAACCUUGCUGUCCUAAACUCUACUGUUCCUAAGGAGCCACCAUGAGCCGGCAGUUCAGCUCCAGAUCGAUGACAGCGGGUGGAAGAAGGGGCUAUUCCGUUUCUAGCAGUGGCUUCAGAGCGGGCACUGGCUCAGCAUCCCUAGUUCCCAUUGGAGGAGCAGGAGCUUUAAUUGGUGGCUUUGGUAGCAGAAGUCUCUACAGUCUUGGUGGAAGCAAGCGGAUAUCUCGGGGCCUGGUUUCUGGUGGUGGUGGUGGAGGUUUUGGUGGAAGAGGCUUAGUUGGUGGUGGUCAAGGGUUCAGCAGCUUUAGUGCUGCCAAUUAUGGAGGUUUUGGUGGUGGUGGUAUAGGGUUUGGCAGUGGAGCAGGCCUUGGUGGUGGUGCAGGCUUUGGUGGUGGCUUUGGUGGUGGUGCAGGCUUUGGUGGUGGUGGUGCUGGCUUUGGUGGUGGUGCUGGCCUGGGAGGCUUUGGUGUUGGUGGAUAUGCCAUUUCAGGCCCUGGGCCCUGUCCGGCACCUGGACGCAUCCAUAAUGUUAUUGUUAACAAGAAUCUACUGACUCCUCUGCACAUGGAAGUUGAUCCUGAGCUCCAGAGGGUUCGGGUGCAAGAAAGGGAACAGAUAAAGACCCUCAACAACAAAUUCGCCACCUUCAUUGACAAGGUACGAUUCCUCGAGCAACAGAACAAAGUGCUGGAGACCAAAUGGGACUUGCUAUACCAGCAGGGCACUCCGGCUCUAAGGGACAAUCUCGAGCCCCUCUAUGAGGCAUAUAUUGAUGGUCUCCGACGGCAGCUGGAAAGUCUAAUCAGUGAUAAAAACCAUCUGGAUGUUGAACUGAAGAACACACAAGAGCUUGUCGAGGAUUUCAAGAACAAAUACGAGGAUGAAAUUAACAAACGUACCGCUUGUGAGAACGACUUUGUGGUGCUCAAAAAGGAUGUGGAUGGUUCAUACAUGCACAAGAUUGACCUGGGAUCCAAGGCAGAUUCCUUGACACAGCACAUCCAAUUCUUAAGAGCACUCUUUGAUUCGGAACUUGCUCAGGUACAAGCCCAAGUCAAAGACACCAGCGUCGUCCUUCAAAUGGACAACAACAGAGAUCUGGACCUGAAUAGCAUCAUUGCUGAAGUCAAAGCUCAGUAUGAAGAUAUUGCCAGCAGAAGCAGAGCUGAGGCAGAAGCUUGGUACCAAAGCAAGUACCAGGAACUCCAAAGCACGGCUUCCAAACACGGGGAUGACUUGAAAUCCACCAAAGAUGAGAUUGCAGAAUUGAGCCGGAUUGUCCAAAGACUUCGUUCUGAAAUUGAAAUUGUGAAGAAAGCGGUUAAUAGUCUGCAUUCUUCCAUAGCAGAAUCUGAGCAGCGUGGGGAGCUGGCACUCAAGGAUGCUCGGACCAAGUUGCUCGACCUUCAGACCACCCUGCAGACCCGCAAGGAUGAGCUGGCUCGCCUGCUGCGUGAUUACCAGGAACUGAUGAAUGUGAAAUUGGCUCUGGACAUUGAAAUUGCCACCUAUAGAACACUGCUGGAGGGAGAGGAGAGCAGGAUGUCUGGAGAGUGCCCGACUCCUGUCAACAUCUCUGUGAUCAGCAGUUCCGGUUCUAUCGGUGGUGGAGGCGGUGGAUAUGAUAUUGGAGGAGGAAGUGGAUAUGGAGUCGGAGGCGGCGGUGGAUACGGAGGAGGAAGUGGAUACAGUGUUGGAGGAGGGAGUGGAUACGGUGUCGGAGGAGGGAGUGGAUACGGUGUCGGAGGAGGGAGUGGAUACGGUGUCGGAGGGGGAAGCGGAUUGAGCCUUGGUGGGGGAGGUGGUGGGGGUGGACAUAGCCGCAUCAAUGUUGGAGGAGGAAUCAGCCGAUUUAGCAGCGGAGGCAGCCUAAGUGGUGCCGGAAGCCUCGGUGGCAGUGGAUAUGGCUAUGGUGGGGGAAGUUCAAGUGUGAAGUUUGUAUCAUCCACAACAUCGAGCAAGAGAAUAAGCAGUUAAGGUUUUAAAGAAAACGAAUUAUUCAUUGCUUCAUGAAACAAACGUUGCUCC